This is a messenger RNA of Ornithorhynchus anatinus (platypus), 1385 nucleotides long. Its product is annotated as tumor necrosis factor ligand superfamily member 15-like. Gene Ontology annotation, cellular component: membrane. NCBI's taxonomy places the organism in Eukaryota, Metazoa, Chordata, Mammalia, Monotremata, Ornithorhynchidae. Gene Ontology annotation, biological process: immune response. The record is from RefSeq and is a predicted model, not a curated record. Gene Ontology annotation, molecular function: tumor necrosis factor receptor binding.
AUGAAACAAUUGCAUUUGUCCACAGAAUCCUGCUCCAACGUAAAGGAUCAGUUCCCGAUUCUCCUUUGGGAACACGACCUUGUUGCCUUCAUCAAAAAUCGGAUGAACUACACUAACAAGUUCCUGGUGAUUCCAGAGUCUGGAGACUAUUUUGUUUAUUCGCAAGUGACCUUCAGAGGCACCACACCAGAAUGUGGUAAAAUAACUCAACUGAAUAGAUCCAGCAAACGUUAUAUAACCCAGAUUAUCACCAAAGUAACCGACAGCUACCCAGAGCCCACCAAGCUCCUGACAGGCACCAAGUCUGUGUGUGAGAUAGGGAGUAGUUGGUUCCAGCCCAUUUCUGGGGCCGUGUUUUCCAUGCAGGAAGGAGAUAAGCUUAUGGUCAACGUUAGUGAUAUCUCCCUGGUGGAUUACACAAAAGAAGACAAAACCUUUUUUGGGGCUUUUUUACUGUAGACACCAGGUUUCUGUCAUUAAGAACUGAUACUCUUGUGGCAACUGUUCUCUGUCUUCAGCAGCUAUAAUCCCAGUUCCCAGUUUUAUUUAUUUGCAUACAACAGUGACCAGUGAUUUAUUUGGGGAAAUUCCUUCGAGUUGAUGGUACAGGUAGGAGAAUCAUUUGCAAGGAUCUAGAUAUGCAAGCGAGCUCUGAUUGGUGACACCAACAACCAAAGCAAGAUACAAAACAAAAAUAAGAAGCCAUGGGAAAGAUAAUUUCUUCCUCUGGCCUUGGGGAGGUUUCUGGAGAACAAUCAAUCCAUCAAUAGUAUUUAUUGAGUACCUUCUGUGGGCAGAGCACUGAAAUGAGAGUAUAGGAGAGUAUAAUAGCUUAUGCCCUCAAGAGGUUUGCAAUCUAGCUGGGAAGAAGCAGAGAAUUGAGGUGUUGGCUUUAGAGGUUGGAUUUAAGGAGUAGUAUAUAUGCUGAUGUGUAGGGAGGAGGGGUUUUGACUUCCCCUAAAAAUGUGUCUCUGGUUCUUUCUACUUAUGCUUUCAUCAUUGUCCACUAGUUAGUCACAAACUCCCUUUGCUUUUGAAAUCUAGAGAUGCAGGCAGCCAUCAGUGGGAGGACCCAGGGGCCCAAGGCCUCAGAAUAAAGCCAGCAUUGACGUCUCUCCCCCGCUCCCCUUCCCUCCCUUUGAAGCACUGAAACUGAAGUUCAGUGUCCUGACCUUUCAAGGGCCUAAAAGAGCCACUCUAGAGACCCUUCCAGGGCCACUCCAGGCAGCCAAACAGAAAUGACCAAACUCAAUGACUUGUAUCAAACUUGGAAAAGGGCGUGCAUUCCGAUUUGUGGGAUCCUUACAGUCCAUGCAAACAAUCAAUCAAUGGUAUUUAUUUAGUGGUUACCGUGCAUGAACACUGUACUAAGGACUUUGGGAAAA